UCUCUCUCGGUAAGGGUAAUGGCUGACGUACUUCUCUCAGCCUUGGUACCAGUGGUGAUGGAGAAGGCAAAAGAUUAUGUUCUUCGUCGGUUUGGAGCGAUGUGGGGCAUCCAUGACAAGCUAGAAAAGCUGGAAAGAAUGCUGUUGGCAAUCCAUGACAAACUUGGCGAUGCAGAGGAGCGGCAAGUCAAGGAAGCGGGUGUGACGAGAUGGUUGGCAGAUCUGAAGGACGCAGCCUACGAAGCAGACGACAUCCUGGAUGAGUUCAAUUUGGAAGCAAUGCGGCGGGAGGCAGAGAUUCAGGUCGAUACGUCGAAAAAGGUGCGCAGCUUCUUUUCUUUUGAUAAUUCACUGUGGUUUCGUUUCAAGAUAGGGCAGAAGUUGAAUGAUAUUGUUGAGAAAAUCGAUAAAAUAGUAGAUGAAGGAAAUAAAUUUCAUUUCAUGGUCAAAACACAACCACAACUCAGGGAUAGACCGCAAACCCACUCCUAUGUUGAUGAGUCAUAUGUCAUUGGUAGAGAGGAAGAUAAACAAAAAAUAGUGAAGUUGUUACUUGAUCAUGUUCCCAACCAGAAUAUUGCAGUCCUUUCCAUAGUUGGUAUGGGGGGUCUGGGUAAGACUACACUGGCCCAAUUGAUUUACAAAGAUGAGAGGGUGGAGAAGCAUUUCCAGCCGCUCAUGUGGGUCUUUGUGUCGGAUGUCUUCAAUGUUGCAAAACUUGCCAAGGCAAUAAUAGCUUCAGCGACAGGUACUGAGUGUGAGCUAUCAAACAUGGAGUUGUUACAACGCCGCCUUCGAGAAGUUGUAAGUGGAAAAAGGUACUUACUUGUAUUAGAUGAUGUUUGGAACGAGGAUCGGGAAAAGUGGGAUGAGUUAAAAUCUUUACUAAGAACUGGUGGAGUAGGGAGUAGGAUCAUUGUGACAACAAGAAGUGAGCGGGUAUCGUCGAUGAUGGGUACACUCGCCACCUAUCAGCUACCAUAUUUGACUGAAGAUGAUUCCUGGACAUUGUUUGGGAAGAGAGCAUUUGAAGAGGGAGGAGAAGAGCCUCAGAAUCUCGUAAAUAUUGGCAAGGAGAUUGUCAAGAAAUGUGGUGGACUGCCUUUAGCAGUGAAGACAAUGGGGGGCUUAUUGUAUUCCAAGAGCCAGGAAAGGGAAUGGUUGUUCGUGAGGGAUAGUGAGAUUUGGGAUAUGCAGGUUGGUGAAGACGCGAUUUUACCAGCGCUAAGAUUGAGCUACAGUCAUUUGCCUUCCCAUUUAAAACAAUGCUUUGCUUUUUGUGCCAUAUUUCCAAAGGAUUAUGAGAUGGAAAAGGAUCUGUUGAUUCAACUAUGGAUGGCUAAUGGGUUCAUUCCAUCUGAUGGAAGAAAGGAGCUGGAGGACAAAGGGAACGAGAUUUUUAAUGAGUUGGCCUCGAGAUCCUUCUUUCAGGAUAUCAAGGAAGUUGAGGAGGACGAUGAUAGCACAGAUAGGCAUGAACUUUAUUGCAUAACAACAUGCAAGAUGCAUGACCUUAUGCACGACCUGGCACGAUCCAUUAUGGGGAAUGAAUGCCUUAGCAUACAGGACCCUGCUGGGUUGGAAGAUGACCUUGAAUAA
Elaeis guineensis (African oil palm) is the source of this 1599-nucleotide messenger RNA. NCBI's taxonomy places the organism in Eukaryota, Viridiplantae, Streptophyta, Magnoliopsida, Arecales, Arecaceae. The record is from RefSeq and is a predicted model, not a curated record.